Ciona intestinalis (vase tunicate) is the source of this 901-nucleotide messenger RNA. Lineage: Eukaryota; Metazoa; Chordata; Ascidiacea; Phlebobranchia; Cionidae. The record is from RefSeq and is a predicted model, not a curated record.
GUUUUAAAAACCCUCUGUUAAAAACCUUUCAGACCAAAGAUGCUAGUUGUAUUUUGGUUAGCUGUACUGUCCACUGCGACAAAGUGUUAUUGUGACUUAGAUCCAAAUGACGACUGGGUAAUUCCGGUUAAUGAAAAACCAAAAACACAAAAUACGUCAUCGGUACAGACUUUUGUGGUGAAGAAAAACGUACUUAAACGAUCAGUUGACAGUGAAUCAAGCGGCCAGGACAUUUCUUAUUCGACGUCCAUCAACGUGGACACUAAUCCAGCAAUCGAACCUCCUUGUAUGUUACCUAGCAACGCAUUCACGUCAUCGGGACCACGUGACGUACCGUCCAACAUCCGGGAAGUAUUAACAUUCGAAGACUUGACAAGUGACACGGUUCAGUUAGCAGUUCAACUCGCUCAGAUACAAUUUAUGGCAGAAUCAAUGUCUGAGUUAAGAAUAACGAAGUUGCUGGGAGGGUGUAAACAGUACAUCUCUGGCUAUCUCUAUUACUUGAUGUUUAAAGCGAUCGAAACAAUCCCAUGUGAGAGAAAUUUCGAGCAUAAUUGUACCGGAGUGGUAAAGGUUGGUUGUUUCAAAUUGUACCAUGAGUGUCGGGCACGGGUUCACACCACGUAUCUUGCGCCUUGGAAUCCUUUCUUUGUGGAAUGUAAAUCACCCGCCUACUAUGCCCUUCCGUGGCGAAGAAUAACUUCAUAGAUCAUAGGACAUAAAUGAAUUGCAUGCUGUAGUUACGCACAUUACUUUAUAACAUUGGCUGCAAUAAUAGGGUGCUUGACAGAUAUAAAACAUGAAGGUCUAAGAAAUAUGUAUAAUGACAUCGACGUUAUAGUAGGGUGGGGGAAGAUGGGACAUCUUUUCGUUCUAUUUUCUCGUCAUAUCUAGUAAAAAA